Molecule: messenger RNA, 1021 nt
Organism: Eurytemora carolleeae
Lineage: Eukaryota; Metazoa; Arthropoda; Copepoda; Calanoida; Temoridae
Exons: 8
Coding region: 60-989 (309 amino acids)
Source: RefSeq, a predicted model, not a curated record
AGUCAUUCUCCGGAGUCCAGAGAACAAACUCUUCUUGUCUGCUUGUGAUAUAAAGCAGAAUGAGAUUGAUAAUAUUUAUAUUCUAUGGUGGUGCCAUGUUUAGUAAAGUUAAUGGAUUUCAAGUUGAAGGGGUGGGAGAAGCCUUAGUUCAAGGCGCUCUGGGAGCCGCUGUAAAUAUGACAUGCAGAUCGAGUAGUUUUUAUGAGUACUGCACCUUUAUAAAUCCAAUAGGAGAGACCUGUGAUUUUGAAUGGCGUCGAAAGCAGUGGAAUAUAACAAUGAGAAAAUGUUCAACUUUAAAUCAGAAAGUUAAAUUCAUUGGCAGUUACACUGAGUUUGAAUGUGGGAUUGAGAUCUCUGAGAUAUCUCGAGCAGAUUUAGGAAUCUGGAAAUGUCAGAUGGAGCAGUACGUUUUCGGGGGCUCUUUGGGAUCUGGCAAACGGGGGGAAAACCGGUUUCAAGUGUACUCACCAACAACAACAACAACAACAACAACUACCACGUCAACAUCAACUAGAGCCCCUGCAAGAAGGAAUGGAAGGAUGUUGAAUGUUGAUAUUCCAAUUUCCGGAAUAAAAUCUAUACCUUCAAAUGGCAAGACUAUGUUAGCUGAGGUGUUCCGAGUAAACCUGAUAUCUGGUUGUGUGUCUGGAGUUGUCAUUCUCAUAUUUCUAAUCCUCUUCGCUGCUCUUGUUUACAGGCAUAAGAAACUUAGGUCUCGUGAACCCAGCCAGGUAAUGGAAACUCUUCCUAUCCCACGAAAGCUUCAGAUGGAUCUCAGACAAAAAAAUCUGAAGACAAAAACUGAGAAACUAAAUCAAAUGACUUUAAGUCCAACAAGCACAAUGAGUAGACGAACUUCCCUCUCCUCUGUGGUUCCAAGUAUUGAAGACGACAAUAUUAACAAAGACGACAUUGUGUUUAUGAUGAAAAUAUUCCCGCAUUUAAUUACUCUCUCAGACAAGGAAGGGUUCGCCACUAUUGUAUAAAAACACAUUUUAUCAGUAAAUUUUUAAAAAUU